AUGUUGUGGUUGUGUUCAAGGGUAGGUCAGAGAUUACCAAAAUACUUUGACCGUGUUGCUGAGAAGAGCAGAGCUCCCAAGGCACUAACAAGAGUAGGUUGCAAAGCCCAAUUUCGCAUAUGGUACGAUGCAGAUGCUGGUGAAGGGGGAAAGUAUGUUGUGACUCACUUCAUCGCAGACCACAACCAUGAAUUGGCGGAACAACACUGUGUGAUGUAUCUGAGGUCACAUCGCAGUUUAAACAGUGCUGACAAAGCUCAAGCAAUGGCUAUGCGCAACGUCGGUAUGAAGACUAGUCAAAUCAUGGACUAUAUGGUAAAUCAAUUCGGGUCUUAUGAGAAUGUUGGUUUCAUCCGUACGGAUCUGCACAACCAUAUUCAAGUCGAACGUAGAGCAGAAGUUGAGGAUGGUGAUGCACAGGGUGCGUUGGUUUACCUAUGUGCAAAACUUGAUGUUGAUGCACGUUUUUUUUACAACCACUUUAGGACCACGAUAUUUGCAUGUGUUUUGCUGGCUAAUGAGACAAUUGAGACAUACACAUGGGUUUUUGAAACAUUUAUGGUGGCGAUGGGCAAUAAAGCACCUGCGUCCGUACUGACAGAUGGUGAUAAGGCGAUGCGAGAUUGA
Messenger RNA from Camellia sinensis, 627 nucleotides. The record is from RefSeq and is a predicted model, not a curated record. Lineage: Eukaryota; Viridiplantae; Streptophyta; Magnoliopsida; Ericales; Theaceae.